AUGGCCGACCAAUUGCCGAAAGUAGCCAUCCCCAGGCUGGGAAGACGUGACAAUGAGCACAACUUCCCUCAGGACAAACCUCCAAAACCUGUCAAAGCCAACCUACCCAAGCUGGCGAGAGCAUGUGAUUACUGUCGCCAGCGCAAGAUCAGGUGUACUGGCGAGCAGCCGUACUGUCAAAACUGUGUAGAUCGACAUGUACCUUGCAUCUAUCCACUGGCUCGAAAGGAUCGCUUUAAAGAUGCUACAGAGCAGAACAUUGAGCUCCUUGCUCUUCUGAGAGAUCUGAGUGCCCAUGUUGAUCAUAGAGGGCAGAUAAAAAUUGAUCAACUUCUCGAUUCAUUUAGACAUAAAGAUUCCGCUCAUGCAUCAACUAUGGCAGUGAGAUCACUUGGGAAGCGAUCAAGAGAGGAGUCGUUGUCUGAUGGAGGAGCAGCCGACAUUUCUGGGUCAGUAAACCCUGAUGACGCCCCCCAGCUUCUAGACGAGGACCUGCUUCGAAAUAGCGAGUCAAGAGCCGCCGGCUUCGUUGGACAAAUUUCUGAAGUUCAGUGGUUGCGGGACCUCAAAACUCAAAUCGGCAGUAGAGCUUCAGAGGGUUGGGAGCGGCCAUAUGGGUCACUCUACAAGUUACAAGGCAGCAACAAGGAGGCGGUUGGGCAACGAGAAGAUGCUCUGCAUACUCAACAAGGAUCGCCCAAAGUAGGAAACAUCUCGCAUGUCUCGGAUUUCACCUUUUAUCUGGAUAGUGACGACCUCGAUGUGGACAUCAUGGUGGACCCAUACGAACUGCCAUCCCCAGAGACAGCUGAGAAGUUGUUUGACUGCUAUAUACGGACGAUUCACGACUCUUUCCCCAUUGUAUCCGACGUUUUCGAGGACCAAUUUCGAAGGGCCAAUGAAGCGCGCAUACCCAGCGAAGCACGUCGCCAAUCCCAGGGCGCAACUGCCUCACAAUCCUCGCAUGCGUCACAAAUAGGGCUUGUCCACCGGGAUACCGUAGCGUCUACUUUCAAUACGGGCGAACCAUUGCACGCCGAGGCUAGGAGGAACUCGAUCAGGCUGCAACGGGGCGAAACAUUACAAACGGUAGCAACACGUCUAGCUGCACAUUUCUUUGGCGAUAUGGUUUCGAGCCGAUCGGACGACACUGGAGAGGGCCAUUCUUUGUCUUUACACGCCGAACAACCUUCUGCUCCUAAAGCUGGCUUGACUGGGAAGAGCGUCGCUAGCAGCGUGGAGGAUCGUGAACCCCUCGUAACGCAUCGAUUCAAGCACGUAGUAACCUGCGGAGAUCAUCCACUCAUUACUGGCCGAAAUAGAGACACUUUGCACCGCUGCGAGGACGAACUAAUUCACACCCCUGGAACUAUCCAAGGAUUUGGCCUUUUGGUAGCGCUCGAGGACAUUAGUGGAACGGGUGAUUUUCCAGUCCGUAUCGUCAGUGAAAACUCGAAACGAAUCACUGGAAGAACCCCAGUUGAACUCUUUGCUCUAAACAGCUUCACGGACAUUUUUGAAGCAGACGAGGCAGAUGAACUUGUUAGCCACAUUGAUUUCAUUAAGGACAAGGACGAGGACGCAGAUGUCGCUACGAACGGACUAGAGGUAUUCACCCUCACUUUAAACAUCAGAAAAAAACAGUCGAGAAAAUUAUGGUGUGCCGUGCACCAGAACGAAGCUAAUCCUGGCCUCAUUAUCUGCGAAUUUGAGCUCCACGAGGACCAGCUCUAUCCCCUGGAGCCUCCUCAUGAUCUCACGCCCGAACUUCCAGAACAUAAGAUUAACCGUAACGCCACUCCUGGGGUGUUUCUAGAGAGCAACGAGAACAAAAGUAGGCUACUAAGGAGAUUGUGGAGCGUAAGGAAGCGGAAAGGCGAGCCAGCCGCUAUGGAAGUUCUCAAUAUACUGUCCCAAGUUCAAGAGCAGCUCGCGGCAGCACCAAGUCUAGAGAAGCUUUUGGAGAUUCUAGUGGGCGACAUAAAAGCGUUGACGGGCUUCCAUCGCGUCAUGAUCUAUCAAUUUGGCCAGACAUUCAGCGGGCGGAUUGUAACAGAACUUGUGGAUCCCAGAGCAACCAAGGAUCUAUACAAAGGACUCAACUUCCCGGCAUCCGAUAUGCCCAAGCAGGCUAGAGAAUUGUAUAAGCUCAACGAGGUAGGCAUGCUCUACGAUCGUGAUCUGGAAAUGGUGCGGCUCGUCUGCGGCACUGCGGAAGAUCUCGAAAAUCCUCUUGAUCUUACCCACUCUUAUCUCCGCGCCUUGUCACCUCUUCAUCUCGAAUAUCUCGCCAACAUGGGCGUGCGGUCAUCUAUGUCCAUAUCCAUCAAUGCGUUCAACGAACCUUGGGGACUCAUAAUAUGCCAUUCGUAUGGCCCCCGAGGAAUGCGCCUUUCUUUCUCGAUACGGAAAGUGUGUCGCCUUAUUGGUGAUUUGGCCUCAAGGAGUAUGGAAAGACUCUCCUAUGUAUCGCGGUUGCAGGCCUGGAAGCUCAUCAACACUGUACCUAUGCUGCACAACCCGUCCGGAUACAUUGUUGCCUCGUCAGAGGAGCUCCUGAAGCUCCUCCAUGCCGAUUUCGGGAUCCUGUCAAUACGGGAUAAAAAGCAGGUAUUUGGUCAAUUGGAACAGCCCCAAGAGGCGCUGGCCAUGGUGGAAUAUAUCCGGAUUAGGAAGAUAACAUCCGUCAUGGCCUCUAUGGAUGUUACGCAGGACUUCCCAGAUCUUCGAUACCCUUCCGGUUUUCAGGCCAUAGCCGGAAUUCUUGUACUUCCUUUGUCGAUCGAUGGCAGCGACUUUAUUGUGUAUUUCCGAAAAUGCCAGCCGAAAGAAGUCGGGUGGGCGGGCAGCCCAUACGAGAAGUUCGGAAAACAAGGCACAGAAGGCUACUUAGAGCCGAGGAAGAGCUUCAAAAUGGGGUGUGAGACUGUCCAUGGAACGUGUCGAGAGUGGACCGACGAAGAAACUGAAAUUGCAGCAGUGCUUUGCCUUGCCUACGGAAAGUUCAUUACAGUCCACGGACAAGACAAGGCUGCAUUACGGAGCAGUAGACUGACCCGAUCCGCUGCCCGCGGCACCGACAACGAAACCGACACCAAGGAGGACAUGAUGGGUGUUGACGGUGUUGGUGGUGUCGCUGGCAUCGAUAAAAGGGAUGAGGCGGUUCGUGCGAACAGUUCCAGCGAGAAAGGCUUCAGCCGGAACACUUCACCGAAAAGUCGGAAAAACUGUCGGACCGAUGGGGCAUCGGAAGACCAGUCUACCAGCGUCUCCUCGCCGUCGAUCCAGUUGUCGCCAGGCUCGCCAUACUUUGUUCGCCGAUCCAAGAGCACAACGGGUGGCAUGUCGGUGGCGAGUUUGCUGCAGUCGCACAACCCGGAAGACAUGCCAGAGAGCUCCGUGCCGGUGCAUACUCGCCAGGCCUUGCAGCAGACGAGUUCGCACUCGCAUAACUGUAGGGAUGUUUCAAAGGGUACGAGAAAUUACUCGUCACAGUCUGUUCCUCUGACGCACGAAGAGGCCUUGCUGGUGCACCACUACACAGAACAUCUCGGUCGCUGGCUUGAUUGCACUGACGCCACUCGUCAAUUCACACUGGUGGUACCGGAAAGAAUCAAAAAAUGCCCAGUGCCUUGCUACGCCGUCAUUUCCUUUGCUGCUCACCACUGUAGAAAGGAGGCGACAGCGGAUGCAGCUUAUCAGCGCUGUGUUGCCUUGCUCAUCGAGCAACUAAGCGAAGACGCUGCUAGCCACGACGAGACUCUUCUGUGCGCCGUUGUCGUACUGCGCUUCUAUGAGCAACUGAACACCUUGUCCAGCACUGGUUCAGAUGAUGAACAGCAUCUCGCAGGCUACUCGGCCAUCAUUCGAUCCUCUCGGGGAAACCGCUAUGUAGAUCCAUCAGCACCCACCUUCCGCGAAGCCGUCUUCUGGGUCUACGUACGCCAGUGCCUCUACAAUGCUACUAUCAACCAGCAGCCGCCUGAUAUCGACUUCUCGUUGCAACUGCACCCGACCCCGGGCGAGAUGCGAGAUGCGCACCCAUUGGCUCGAUUAAGGUUAGAGACAGCUUGGGCCAAUCAAAUGACAUGGAAUCUUGCAUGCGUCGUGAACUUCUGCUUCGAUGGUAGGGAACCCCAAAACGAGAAAGCUCACAAGAUGCGACGCUGGCAGGAGCUGUGGGACCUUGUUCAGACGUGGAUGCAUGAAAGACCGGACACCUUUAAUGCGGUUUUCGAAGGUUUAGCUAGCGGCCAAGGCUCCUUCCCCAGGAUUCUGUUUACGGCCGACUGGCAUACUGUAUCGUUUGGGUUUUACCACUUUGCGCAUAUUAUGCUGCUACGUUAUAAACCAGGCCCGAAGUUUGCGAUUCGCAAUGUCGAGAACCUUUCUGAUACAGAUCAUCAAAUCCUAUCGCACGCAUGCGCCAUUUGCGGGGCGAGCAACAGCUCACCGGAGACUGUGCCAUUGGCGAUUACCGUCUGCCAUACCAUCUUCAUCUGGGGACCGCUCGUAUGGAAUUCUGGAGAGAGGGACCAAGUGGUACAGAUCCUGAGCAAUUUCGAAAAACAUCACCUCUGGCCAACAACAUGGAUCAUCAACGCACUGAAAGCUGAAUGGGGCAUCCCUACUUCCUCAAACUCUCCAACAUAG
Alternaria atra is the source of this 4653-nucleotide messenger RNA. RefSeq lists its product as uncharacterized. The coding region runs from base 1 to 4653 and encodes 1550 amino acids. NCBI's taxonomy places the organism in Eukaryota, Fungi, Ascomycota, Dothideomycetes, Pleosporales, Pleosporaceae. Gene Ontology annotation, biological process: detection of visible light; regulation of DNA-templated transcription. The record is from RefSeq and is a predicted model, not a curated record. Gene Ontology annotation, molecular function: DNA-binding transcription factor activity, RNA polymerase II-specific; zinc ion binding; protein binding. The transcript is spliced from 8 exons.